Messenger RNA from Aspergillus alliaceus, 219 nucleotides. Its product is annotated as cytochrome b5-like heme/steroid binding domain-containing protein. Gene Ontology annotation, cellular component: membrane; intracellular membrane-bounded organelle. The transcript has 2 exons. The coding region runs from base 1 to 219 and encodes 72 amino acids. The record is from RefSeq and is a predicted model, not a curated record. NCBI's taxonomy places the organism in Eukaryota, Fungi, Ascomycota, Eurotiomycetes, Eurotiales, Aspergillaceae. Gene Ontology annotation, molecular function: heme binding.
AUGUCCACACGGACAGUCUUCACCCGCGACGAAGUUGCACGGCAUAACUACUCAUUGAGUUUCUGGAUUAUCAUCGACCAGGAUGUUUAUGAUCUGAGUAGCUUUCGAGCCGAGCAUCCUCGGGGAGAGAAAAUUCUGCGCAAAGUAGCAGGCAAAGAUGCAACAAAAGAGUUCCGGGAUUCUCACUCCGAGAGCAUCCUAAAACGAUACCAGGAAUGA